AUGAAAACCCAAAUCUCCAUAAUAAUCCUCCUAUGUCUUGCCCUAGGCCCAUGCAACGCGCACAACGUAAACGACAAGAAGGAAACAGCCACAGCAACACCCGAAUCCUACCCUCCGAUGCCGGAAUCAGAACCACCCUUCCCCUACCCCUCCUCGGAAUUCGGGAGCAAUGAUUACACAUCAUCAUGGAGCGACGAAGGCUCGGGUUCCGAGCCCAGCACCGGCGGCGGCGGCGGCGGCGGCGCUGGCGGCUCCUACACCUCGUUCUCCUCCGCCUUCAAGGACAUCCUGAAGGGCACCGUCCGCGGCCACUCCCUGACAAUGCCGGAGCACGGGGACCCGAAGUCGAAGCACCAGCAGCACGCGGUGCGGCAGAUAUGCUCCCACACGGACUACCCCGACGUGUGCCUCUCCACAGUGGUGCCGUUCCUCGGCCACCACCUGGACGUCAUGAACAUCCUGGAGGCGGCCAUCAAGGCCUGCUCCUUCCAGACCAACUUCACGCUUUCCAAGGUCAUCAAACACAUGUCGCGGUCGUCAGAGAUGGCGACCGCGCUAGCUAGCUGCAAGGAGCAGUAUCAUGACGCGCUGGAGAAUCUCCAGCGCGCCAUGGACGCUAUCCCCUUGCGGGACCUUGGCACCGUCACCGUGAUGCUGAGCGCGGUGAUGGCGGACGUUUCGGCGUGCGAGAGUGGGUUUGAGGAUCUGAAGUCGCACUCGCCCAUGGGGAACUCGGAAGGGUUGGUUACCAUUACGGCUAGUAAUUGCCUCUCCAUUGCGGCUAUCAUUCCUUACUAG
Molecule: messenger RNA, 798 nt
Organism: Cajanus cajan (pigeon pea)
Lineage: Eukaryota; Viridiplantae; Streptophyta; Magnoliopsida; Fabales; Fabaceae
Molecular function (GO): enzyme inhibitor activity
Source: RefSeq, a predicted model, not a curated record